AUGUCGUCGGAUGUUUCAGGAUCUCCCGGUCGUCCUCGUAAAAUUACUUUGGCAGAUUUCAUCCAAGUAAAACGUACCAAUCCACAUGUAAAUUUUGACCUUCGCUCAAGACCAUUAACGCCACACAAUGGUGUGUCAAGUGUUCAAGGUAGCCAAAAUAACAUGGAUACACAUUCUUCAACCACAGACAAAACCAUUUCAAACACAUCAAAUAGACGAGACAGCUCUCGGACGUAUUCAUCUGAUGAUCAGGAAGACGAAAAAGAAGCUAAAGGUGAGAAAAACCGCCGACAUAAAAGGGCCGUGUUUGCGAGUGAUGGUCAAGGCCAACGAGAGUCAGCAUGGAAAUCAGAAAGUGUGAGACGAAUUCGUAUGAGUACAAUUAUCCAGAAAAGUCGGGAUAGUUCUGCUAAAACAACAAGAACGUCUAAUUUAGAUUCAUUCAAUGAUUCAAGAUCAGGAUAUAGUUUGGACGUUAUGUCGACACACUCAACAAAGCACAGACCUAACACUCGAGAGAGCAAACGGUCAAGACGAGGUCGUGGGUCAAGGGGAGAUAAAAGGCAAACUUCACAUACUCCUGACGGAUCUGACGUACAUCGACAAACACGGGACAGUACAACACAGACACCUGGGGAAAGUAGGGCGUGUCAGACAUCGCCUAUUUUAUAUAGUAAAACUGAUGGCAAAAAAUCAGUUAUGGAGGAGGUCAAGUCACAACCUAUCACAGAAGUGGAUGACGAAUUCGAUUAUCCAUUAUCACAACUGUUAGCAGAAUACCCAUAUAAUCCUAAAACAAAAGAGACCGAAACAAAAGUGACUGAAUCAAAGACAAUAGAUAUAGAUAUCCAAAGCUCAAAUGACGACGGGAAAAAGAUUUAUGAUGCAGACGGAACUAUCAUCGUUGUAACGGCCUCCUCGCAAAUCAAUGCAAGGGCAAUGCUAAUAGAUAAAGACAAAGGCGAUGAUUCCAAAAGCGUUGCAAUCUCCGAACAGGAAAAACCUGAUACAGGUUCUGAAACAAAGGAUGAGAACCACAUUGAUAACCGACGCGUUUUUAGCGAUCCAAGCAGAGAUAAAUAUAAUCAAUCUGGAAAUUUGAGUGGAACUGACGAACCGGCCGAAGCUCAAGGUGGCAAACAUCCAAAAAUUAUUUCAAACGCAGACAGUUUAACUAUGUCAAAUACAGUUCUGUCUUUAGACAAAAAACAAAAAGAGUCACCGUCUGAUCAGGUUAAUAAUGGUUUAAUUGUGCCUCCUUCUUCGCUGGAUUCUUUACAGGAGAAACCCAUUGGUGAAGGGUUCGAACAAAUGGAUGAAUGUGCAAAACCAAACACCAUUGGUAAUGCUGUGCUAGGUGUAGACAAUAAACUUGCACCAGACGGUGCGAGUCUUGAAAUCAGGUCAGAUGUUGAACCAGCAACAGAAAAAAUCACCGCUGCCAGUCUGCCACCUUAUAAAGACGAUAAUGUUGAUAAACAACCACCAGAAAAAUGUAUAAGUGUUGAUUCUACAACUACCACAACAGAAAAUAUUGAAUUGGAAAGAAAAAACAGUGUUCAAAUAUCAUCGAAAACAUCAUUGCACGAAAACAACGGUAAUGACCCUUCGCAUGGUCGACAUUCAAGUAGUGAAUUUUCACAAGCCAAAGACAAAGAUGUUGGAACUCUACACAAAACAGCGGGCGAUGGAUCUAUGAUAGAUACAAAAAGUGGUCUUCAAAAGAAGGAUAUUCACACUACAGGUCAAGAAUUACACAAUGAAAAAUCAAAACCUCUGAACGUUAAAAGAAACCACCCAGCAAAUACGUCUAGCAGCAUUAGUCGCAAAAAACUGGAAAUGGAAAAGUCACAGCACGAUAAAGAGAAAGAGAAGAGACUGCUUGGUGCAUGUAAGAAGGAGUUGUCUGAUGAAGUUCAACUUGGGAAAGCAGUUCUAAAUGUCAUCCAAAUGUGGAAGGAUUCUGCGGUAGUCAGGUCUUUAAAAGAUCAGCAAACUAAAAGAAUUUUAGAAGAUGAGACAGAAAAUGGGAAUUCGUCAUCAAGUUGUCAGUGGUCGGACAAAACGUCCGAGACAGAGGAACAGCUACCUUCCCGUGGAAGUUUAUCAAAGAAAAAAGACAAUGAAAGUACAAUACUGAAGACGGCAUCGAUGACACAUAGUCAACAAAAACAGAUUCAGAUUGUAAUACGGAAUCCUGGACGGAAUGAUGCCUCUAACAAAGAAUCUGCGGUCAAAAUCGUAAUUAAACUGCCAAACGACCCUCACAGCCAGUCUUCUGUAAGUACUCCUGAUGUAGCUGAAGCGAAAGUAGGCAAACCAAUCAACGGCAUGGAUGAAACAGAUCAUGAUAAACACGUCGAGAUUCCAGAAACACACGAACAAGAGACACCAGAGAUUUCUAAUGAGGAAACAAAACAAAUUCCUGUUGAAGGGCCAGAAGACAUUCCUGACCAAGAACCAGAAACGGUUCCGGAUCAGGAACCGCCAUCGGAAGUUAUCAAGGAAACACAAAUGGUAUUACCACCUGUUAAAGUACUAGCCCCCAGUGAAAAAGACAGAAGUUUUAAAAGAUUAAAACACGUAAAAAGUGGUAAACGAAGGACAUCUUUUAUUUCUGUCCGACAAGCGACGGUUACAACGGCUUCAGUACGCAUGCGUGAAGUAGACGGGGUAUUCUGUAGCAACAAAGGCGUGUAUAUUGGUCACGACCGAAAAUUGUAUAACACGUUCAAGGAUGCAUCGCAAACAUCACGUGUUGACCAAAUUCUUGAAAACUUCAAAGAGAUGCGGAAUGGGAACAUAGGAAAACCCGAGUUUCUAUACGAUCAAGCUAAUGAUGAGAUAUUCCAGACUCACCUCGACAGUUUCCGGCGAGGAAAUUCCAAGUCUAAGGUCAAUGGGAGCGUUGUCAUGGCAACGAGCAAAUUAUAUGGUCAAGCACGAACUCGUAAGGCAAAGGCGUACUCCAAUUUACACAAAAAGCUGACGAACACUGUGAAUUAUUAA
Ylistrum balloti is the source of this 3009-nucleotide messenger RNA. RefSeq lists its product as uncharacterized. Lineage: Eukaryota; Metazoa; Mollusca; Bivalvia; Pectinida; Pectinidae. The record is from RefSeq and is a predicted model, not a curated record. The transcript is spliced from 3 exons. The coding region runs from base 1 to 3009 and encodes 1002 amino acids.